Phytomonas sp. Hart1 is the source of this 2067-nucleotide messenger RNA. Lineage: Eukaryota; Euglenozoa; Kinetoplastea; Trypanosomatida; Trypanosomatidae. The record is from the annotation of a GenBank genome assembly.
AUGUUAGCUAAUAGCCCUAACAAUAGACCCCGGGGCGUUUUUACAUCUACAGCCAAUGGAUCACAAGUACUACCUCCCAGUGUACCACAGGUUCCCAAAAAUGAUGAAAAGACGCUUACCAAUAUAUGUUUUAACAUGUGCCGCAAGGAAAGUUACCAUCCCAACAAGGGUUUUAAGCAGCUCGUCCGAAAGCUCAAGCAAAAUGCCACUGUGGAAGUGAACAAAGAAGAUAUCACCCUUGAUCGAUUGCUUCCUCACGACAUCGUGGUAUUUGCAGCUCCGCAGCAAGUUUACAGCGCGGAAGAUUUGUCAGUUAUUAAGGACUACGUUGAGAAGGGUGGCUCUGCUUGUUUGAUGUUUGGUGAUGGCCACGGCGGGAGGUACUCUUGUCUGAACCGAUCGUUGAUGGAUUGGACUGGCAUCCGGCUCAACGAUGACUGCGUUGUUCGAACCGUCCAACACAAAUACUUACAUCCCAAGGAGGUUUGUGUCACAAACGGUGUGGUUAAUCGUGCGCUCAACAAAGCGGCGGGGAAAAAUGUCCACGGAGCAUCAGGUGGGUACAACUCGGGCUUUGGUACAAACAACAAUAAUUUCGGUCCCACUAAAGCUAAUGGUACGGCUUCCUUGGGGUUUGGAAAAGGCACCUUUACUACGCUUAGUCGUACCACGAACACUAGCAAGAUUGAUGUUGGACAUAAUAUGUUGGGUGUGGCAGAACCAACUUCUCAAGCAGAUGAUACCGCCGCACAGAUUGCCGCUGACACACUGACAAGCUUAAUUUUUGUGUAUCCCUACGGUCUUACAUUUGAAGUGAACCGACCGGGUGUUCCGAUCCUUAGCAGUGGCUUCAUGUCUUACCCUCUUAACCAACCUAUAGCCGCGGUAUGGGAGUGUCCACAUGUUGCGGAGCAUCUGGGCCGCCAGAAGCAGGGUAAGCUGCUGCUCAUUGGAAGUGCACAGGUGUUUGAAGACAACUGGCUUGUUAAAGAGGAGAACGACAUCCUCGCAACGGUUCUUUUUGAUUAUCUGAACCACCGCAUUCGUCUUAAUCAAAUUGAUGCGGAUGAACCGGAUAUCACAGAUUACCAUCACCUCCCAGAUACUGCUUCUCUCUCAGAUCGCUUGCGUGUGGCUGUGGAGCAGCAGGAAGAACUUCCCCGUGAUUUCACUAAAUUAUUUGACCUAAAUACUUUUAAGUUAGACACGGAUAAGAUUCCAAAUGUGGUAGAGACCUACGAAAAACUUAACUUGAAAUUAGAGCCUCUGACAUUAAUCCCGCCAGAGUUUCAGACACCACUGCCGCCCGUAAAACCAGCGGUCUUUGAACCGAUACACCGUGACCCGAUGAUUCCCGCACUCGAUUUAUUCGAUCUUGAUGAGGAGUUUGCACCGGAGCGUGUGCAGCUGGCUCAGUUGACGAACAAGUGCAAACCGGAGAGUCUGAGCUACUACAUUCUAAGUGCCUCUGAGAUUUUAGGGGUUACAAAGAAGCUUCGCAGUCCACGUAAUCGAGACCCCCGUGCACUUCUUGAUUAUGUAUUCAGACAAGUGGUGGAGUACAAAAAGACAAACGCGCAUUCAAACUUUAAGGAUAGUGUCUCAGAAGUUAGUUCUUCCGCGUUAAAGAGCACCAGUCAUGUGAUGACAGUGGACGGUGGGAAGGACAGUACAGAUGCUUCUGCUGUGACGCGUGUAAUGCGAGUUGAAUGUGAUUCUAAUAAAAAUAUCACCUUCAACCCUGCACCCUUUGUCGAAAAUCCUCGCUGGACGUUGCUUCUGGAAGUCAACAUUCCCAACAACAGCAUAAGCGGUAGCAUGAAGCUAUUUGAGGAUUCACCACGCUUCGUUGCACAAGAGGCUCGAGUGGUAGGGGAAAUACAUUCUUCAGGGGAUCAGGAGUAUCCAAUGGAAUGGGGUAUAGCGUUGGAGUCACCAGAAGGGGAAGUCAUCUUUUAUACCUUCUAUGCUAAAAUACAGGGCAACCAGUUGCGUGGCGAAUGUGGGAUCGGAAAUGGUACUGCUCAAAAUAUGCAAGAUUUUAUUUAUAUUAUUGAGGAUUUGUGA